GCUUGACUCACUUGCGAACCAAACAGCCUCCACCAGCUAUACAUUACCCCAUUGCUCGCCAGAGGCUCUCUCUUUCUCUCACACUACCUGAGAUCCUCCACGAACAACUAUCACAUUGCCGUUUGUCAUAGCAUAGGCCCUAUGACUGCGAACAAAAAGAUAAUACUGCCCGUCGAGGGCGAGCGCAAUGUGCUCAUCACGAGCGCUCUGCCAUACGUCAACAAUGUACCACAUCUAGGCAACAUCAUCGGUAGUGUCCUGUCCGCCGACGUAUUCGCACGCUAUUCUCGCGCACGCGGCUACAACACGCUCUACAUAUGCGGCACCGACGAGUACGGCACCGCGACCGAAACAAAAGCCAUCGAGGAAAAAGUCACACCCCAACAGCUAUGCGACAAGUACUAUGCGCUGCAUGCCGAAGUGUACAAGUGGUUCAACAUCAGCUUCGAUCACUUUGGACGCACGCCGACCACGCAGCAGACAGACAUCGCCCAGGAUAUCUUCACCAAGCUGUACAAGAACGGCUACUUGGAGGAGCAGACGACAACACAACCUUACUGUGAGACGCAUAAGAGUUUCCUGGCAGAUCGCUUUGUCGAGGGCACCUGCCCGCUGUGUAACUACGAAGACGCCCGAGGCGACCAGUGCGACAAGUGUGGGCAUUUGCUCGAUCCACUUGAACUGAAGAAUCCGCGCUGCAAGCUCGAUGGAGCCACACCAGUGCCAAGGGAGACGAAGCACAUAUACCUAGGCCUAGAUAAGCUGCAGCCGGCUGUGGAGGAGUGGUUCAAGAAGUCGAGUCAGGACGGGCUGUGGAGCUCCAACGGCGUCCAAAUCACGGCAUCAUGGCUGAAAGAGGGCUUGCGGCCGCGAGGAAUCACCCGCGACCUCAAAUGGGGGACAGCUGUUCCGCUCGAUGGCUACGAGGACAAGGUCAUGUACGUGUGGUUCGACGCGUGUAUAGGUUACCCAUCUAUCACGGCCACAUAUACCGACGAGUGGGAAAAGUGGUGGCGCAACCCUGACAACGUCAAGCUCUAUCAGUUCAUGGGCAAGGACAAUGUUCCAUUCCAUACGGUCGUCUUUCCCUGCUCACAAAUUGGUACUGGAGAUAAGUGGACCAUGCUGAACACAAUAUCCACGACCGAGUACCUCAACUACGAGAAGGGCAAAUUCUCCAAAUCAAGAAAUAUUGGCGUUUUCGGCAAUAAUGCGAAGGAAACUGGAAUCGCGGCUGAUGUCUGGCGCUACUACCUGCUAUCACACCGUCCGGAGACUGGAGAUAGCGAGUUCGAGUGGGAUGGCUUCAUCGCAGCCAACAACAACGAGCUCCUUAAGAAUCUUGGCAACUUCGUCAACCGUGUCAUCAAGUUCGUCAAUUCCAAGGUAUACGACAGCGUCAUCCCAGAUUACACAAAAUUCGACGACCCGUACUUCACCGAACACAAGAAGAAGGUCAAUGAGCUGUUGAAGAAGUAUAUCGAGGAGUCCGAGGAGGUCAAAAUACGCGCCGCUCUAAGCACCGCACUACAUCUCUCCAGCCAGGGCAACCAACUGCUGCAGGAUAAUCGAUUAGACAACAAGCUCGCGACCGAACAUCCCGAACGCUGCGCAGCUGUGGUGGGCCUAGCACUGAGCCAUAUCCAUCUUCUCGCCAGCUUAAUACAACCGUAUAUGCCCGAUACCACCGAUUCUAUUCUCUCCCAGCUGAACGCUGAAUUCCUCAUUAUUCCCGACAACUGGGAGGCCCGUUCCCUACCCGUAGGCCACAAGAUCGGUACUGCCGGCUAUCUAUUCAGCCAGAUCAAGUCCGAAAAGGAGCAAGAAUGGCGCGAGCAAUUUGGUGGUGAGGAGGCGCGGAAAGCAAAGGACGAGAAGGCACGGAAAGCAGCUGCCAAGAAGGCUGAAAAGGAGAGGAAGAAGGCUAAGAAAGCAGCUGCCGACCCAGGAAAGAGUGUCGAAGCUGCUGAAAAGGGACAGGAUGGACCUGCGGAGAAGACUGCCGAGGAGGAGGUCUCUAGGGGCGUAGAGCAGGUCAGCUUGCAAACGUCAUAGUGUGUUUGUUUGCGCGGGUGCUUCUGAGUAGGCUGAGGGCCUCUAGACUAGGUUGAAAAGUGUAGUGACGUUGUCAUGGCACGUGUGUUCGAAACUGGGUAGUAAGGCUCAGGGCUGUGUUACUAGUAGAAUUUCUCCGUAGUCGUCUGGCAUCAAUGGUAUGCAUUCUCACCACACCUGGGCACCAAGUACGAUUACCCAUGUGUGACAGGGAACUUCAACUCCUCU
Cucurbitaria berberidis CBS 394.84 is the source of this 2283-nucleotide messenger RNA. RefSeq lists its product as uncharacterized. The transcript is spliced from 3 exons. The record is from RefSeq and is a predicted model, not a curated record. NCBI's taxonomy places the organism in Eukaryota, Fungi, Ascomycota, Dothideomycetes, Pleosporales, Cucurbitariaceae. Bases 142 to 2055 code for a protein of 637 amino acids. Gene Ontology annotation, biological process: methionyl-tRNA aminoacylation. Gene Ontology annotation, molecular function: ATP binding; methionine-tRNA ligase activity. Gene Ontology annotation, cellular component: cytosol; aminoacyl-tRNA synthetase multienzyme complex.